Messenger RNA from Phytophthora nicotianae INRA-310, 2580 nucleotides. RefSeq lists its product as hypothetical. The transcript has a single exon. The record is from RefSeq and is a predicted model, not a curated record. Lineage: Eukaryota; Oomycota; Peronosporomycetes; Peronosporales; Peronosporaceae. Bases 1774 to 2115 code for a protein of 113 amino acids.
GCUGGUCCAUAUUCCACAGCUUGAGCACGCCCCGACACCCGACAGUCUUAACGAGCUCGAAACCGCGGCACUCCGGGAACGGGAGUCGCAGUAACGGCGACCCCGUCAACAGGACGAAGAAAACCGCACCCAGCGACCAGACGUCGGCACGCACGGGGUCGUACCAGGUGCCGCUCACGGCUUCGGGGGCUGUGUAGUGCAGGUUGCCGGCCACGCGGUCGCGCGAGAGUUCUGCUGCUCGGGUGGUGCUAGCACCGAAGUUGCAGAUCUUGACGUCGCCCGUCCUACUAAUGAGAAUAUUCUCGGGACACAAGUCCCGGUGGGCGAUGCCGCUCGCGUGCAGGUACCGUAGACCGCGUGCGAGCUGCAGCACCCAGCGACGCGCCUCCUGUUGCGAGACCCGUUGCGACGGCUGUGGCCCCAGAGCCCCCCUACUUAUCAAUUGAGAGAGCAGGUCGCCGCCUGGACAGUGUUCCAUAAUAAGGCGGAACGAUUCGCUCUCCACGCUCGUGGUAUAGUAGCGGACAAUGUGACGUCGACCGUCCAAGACGCUGCGCCCGACGGUGUUGCUUCUGUUCCUGCUGAGUGCGGACGACGCACGCAGCACGUAAUUGUCGGCCUCACGCUCGAGGGCCAGCAGUCUCUGAACUGUACGCCAUUCCUGCCAUGUGCGCAACCCGCCGCCGCCGUUGCGGUCCGAGUCGAGCGUGAGCGCCCGCACUUUAACCGCGACUGUGAGCUGGCCGGGGGCCGGUUUGUCGAUGCCCACGGCGUCGGGCGGCACCUCCAUGGCGCCCACAUAGACUUGCUUUGUCAGACGUCGCGUGAGUGUUACGCGGGUGGAUCCAGACCCGGACGACGUGCGCGUGCGGUCCGUGAUCGACGACUCAGAAGACCGCUGCUGUAGAGGAGACCGUGCGGCCAUUGGGCUGAGCCAAUGACGUCCUCGGUUAGGUGGACGUAAGAGGCAGGUGAUGGCCUGUUCGGUGGAGGAGCCCAAGCCUUUAGAGACGUCGUCGCGAGACGUGUCGCUCUCGAGCUCAGUUCUCAAGUGAAGAGACCACUGCCGCCGCUGCGAGGUGCGAUGCUGCUGCUGAGAGAAGACGAGGCUUACGAUCCCACGGCCGCCGCUCCUCCGUGAUAGAGUGAAUGGAUUGGGGCUCAAUGGCGGCCAGCGCUCAUCGGCGCGCCUGUGAAAGGCCCCGUUGGUCAUUUUCUCACCCGUGGCGCUUCUGCUCAAAGAGGUUAACGGCCUCGUUUCUGACUGUGCAGACAACCAGCGCGUCUGCUAUCGAGGAAGCGACUUCAACACCGCCUUUGGUCUCGCAGAGGUGCGGCUGCCACUGGCGGCAUUGCUAGUAAGUACACGGAAGAAAAUAUUGACCUACCAUCCACAUACCACCGAGAAGGGAAGCUGAAGCUGCUGCUGCUGAUCCGUAACGUCCGGGAACUCGCAGUACCCUGUGAAAAUUUACGUAGUUGGCGAACACGAGCGCUAGCGUAGCGCUGUCAUUUGACUCAAGCGUCUUACAAGUUGCACAACCGACGCCAUACAUGACCGGGUGACCAUACAUUUUGCUAAAGUGCCGAUACAGUAGCGAUGUGCAUCUUAUUCGACUCGUCUGACGUUACGACGCGACGUUAUCAACUAUGUCUCGGCGUUCGUCGGCCUUCCAGCAUGCUAUGACGUAUUAUAGUUCCUAUACAAGUGCUGUUUGAAACCUCACUAUCUCUCGUCACAACUGUAUUGGGCUGGUGACAUAUUCGCAUCGAAUGGUUUUUCAAGGUACCACCGCCAGGUGCGUUUUGCGGUGUUCUCGCUUUCCUCAUGAACAUCAAGGCUGUCAUGGGCGGACGUUUCAAUGGUCUCUUUGCUGUGCCGUUCAUGUAGCGUUUGGAAUUUUUGCGGUCGACUAUAGCCUUGACAGAGCCAUUGCUUCCAGUUUCUAUGCCAUGGCAGUGCGUCGCCUUUUUUCGAGUUGCAGCAGCUGCUGCUGCGUGUUGGCCUUUUUGGCUCGAAGUGCUUGGCUUCACGACUCGCCGGUGCUCCCUCGUCGCGCAUUGUGUGGCGUCGUCAUGGCGAGCAGCUUGACGCCGCAGUGGGAUGCGAUUUGAGACAGCAGUAAGCAAAGACUCGCAUGUCAAUUGGAUCGAGGCGACGAACAUUGAUACAUGUACUUCGAAGUAUACGUCAAGGGAAUCGAAGCGAAUCACUUGACGGGUGCAGAUAUAUCUACUGUAGAUGGUGUCUUCAUUGAACGACUGGCUGUGGCAGCGAGGCCAAAGGUCUGCUCGGUGUGGACUUGGCUGACGCCUGGUCCAACCAACUUUUCGUCCGAGACCGAUCGUCUCGGAGCGAAAAGCAGACGAGGACGCACCUUGCGAAUCCGAGUUGAACGAUUUUAAUCGAGCCGGAACAGUUGAAGGCAACUUGCUUGUUCCAUGACGUCCAUCACUUUUUUCCUGCAUUUUUGAAGGCUGUAGCAUAGCUUCUCGAAAAAAACCCCUAUCUUUAUUUCUUUUAGCUGUUUUAUUAGGAGAACAGAGAAUUUCUCGGAUAAAAAGUUGUUAAAACCUGCC